Messenger RNA from Podarcis raffonei (Aeolian wall lizard), 2696 nucleotides. RefSeq names its product cyclin-dependent kinase inhibitor 1-like. Gene Ontology annotation, molecular function: cyclin-dependent protein serine/threonine kinase inhibitor activity. Gene Ontology annotation, biological process: regulation of mitotic cell cycle; signal transduction by p53 class mediator. The transcript is spliced from 4 exons. The coding region runs from base 96 to 629 and encodes 177 amino acids. The record is from RefSeq and is a predicted model, not a curated record. NCBI's taxonomy places the organism in Eukaryota, Metazoa, Chordata, Lepidosauria, Squamata, Lacertidae. Gene Ontology annotation, cellular component: nucleus.
AGUGGCCCGAAGGCGGGGCCCCGGCGCGCGGCGCUCCCGCUCUUCUUCCCGCUGCUCUCCUUCGCGAUCCCAGCCGAGGUCGCCGCCCGCAUUCAAUGGAACUGCUGCUUUGCUCUGUGAUGAAGGACAGGCGGAAGGGAGAGAAGGUGGAGCCAAGGAUAUGUGCAAAAACAAACCAUGUGAGAAGGAAUCUUUUUGGUCCUGUGGACCACAGUAAUCUGCAGCAGGACAUCCAGCGCAUCUUGUGCACUAGCAUGGAAAAGGCAAAGCGGAGGUGGAACUUUGACUUCUGGCAAGAGGUUCCGACUGAAGGCCUCCUGCAGUGGGAAGAGUUGCAGAGCCACGAGGUCCCCCUCUUUUACCAUACUUGCGUGGUAAGAGAGGCUCCCAGACCCUUGCAGCCCAUGAACCGAGCUGCAGCCAAGGAACCCAAAGCUCACCACAAUGGCAAAGUGAUGGAGAAACCCCCAAAGAUGGCAGGGAAGAAGAGUCGGCCUGGGAGGAAGCGGAGGCAGACGUCACUGACCGAAACAGCAAUGGGGAGGUCUGGGUUGCGGCGAGUUCUCCGACGCUCUGCUGGACCCCUGGAGUCCCCACUUGUCUGUGGGGAUUUUUCGGGGGGUGCCUAAGGAUUACUGAAGUAUUGAAUAUUAUUACCAAGCAAAGAAGCAGAUCAGAACGGAUAUGCAAACUCCUGUAAAGAAACCGGCCUUCUAGAAUGGAACUUUGUCACUGGUUUGCUGGUUUUGUUGGCUGGUUGAUUUUUUAAAGGAGCUUCCAAAAUUAUGCAACAUCUUGAAAUGGUGCAUUUAAAUAAUGAACACUUGGGCACUUCACACAGAGGCACAGAUUUUUGAAAUAAAAAAUGUGAACUUUCAGAACAUCAGAAUGCAGUUAGGCCGAUUACGUUGUAUACCCUCUUCUUGCAUACUGCUUUAAAAAAUAAGAGGAAGAGGAGGAAGCAGAUAACCAAGCAAGAAACAGACUAAUUGUAGCAGUAGUAGCACCUCAAAGGAUGUUGCUUAUCAGGAAUUGGUCAGCAUAAGAGUAAAUAUAAAAAAAUACUGUGUAUGAACAAUUUGUGAGUGCCAUUAUAUGGUCUUGCAUACUCUGUGUUGUCGGUUUUUUACUUAUUUAAUUACUAUAUAGACUUGCAUGUCAGUGUGAUCAUCAAUAUUUUUCCAGCUAACUGAAUCCCCCCCCCAGCUUUUAACAUUUUAAGUAAGCAUAACAAAUCCUUAAUUUGGCUUGUAUAAAUGUUUGCCACUGUUUUGCACAUAAAAGUUAUUUAUGCAGAUAUACACAGAUCUCCUGCCAGCAGUUGUCCUUGGUAUCUGUGUCCAAACAGAGUCCAUUAAUAUUGAAAUCCUGGAAUAGCAGUUCCAUCUGAACUAUACAGUCAGCAGAAUCAUGUGGUUCAUCUCUUGCUGGACACCCACUGUUACAGAUUGCAUGCCAUAUGUGCAACUCACUGCUUAGAGAAAAUUAGCAUGCCAGGGAGAAGGGUUCUAACUUAACAUUCUUUUUGCCAUCCUACAUUUUCUACAUCUUACAUUAGAACAUUCCUACAUGAUAUUUUACCUGUAGGUUGCCAUUGGACUGUGUGAUUAGUUGAAUGUGUAGUUCUGCUUUAGGUUUACAGUACUGACCUUACCCAUGUCCAGCCUUCAUCUUAUUCACUCCUUCUAGAGGCUCAACAGAAAAAGAUUUUUUGUCUCCAAGUAUGUUAUGCUAAUGUGUCUUAAUUCUCUAGGGAUACUAGGCUUGCCACUGGUGUGCACUUGAAGAGGAUUCCUGUACAUUUAAUAGAUGUUUACUGGUUUGCUAAACAUACUUUCCCCAUGACUGUAUUGAGAGUUGCUGUACCUCCAUACACCUCUCUCCUAUGCAGCUAUAAAAGGCACAUGUAGGAUAGGAUAGAUGGAGCACAUUAGGAGCAGUUGAGUUUCAUAGUCUUAUUUAGUUACCUGUCUUACAGCCCAGAAUUUCUUCUCAUUUCAAAAUGAUUCGGGCACUGUUUGUCUUAAUUAAUUGUCCUCUUAUAUUUUCUUACUUCUUACUUCGCAGCUUCCAUUGCAUCCGCUAGCUCUCGCCCAGCACAACUUUUUAGAAUAAUUAGGUCGAUAAGGUCCUUAGGAGGACAACCAAAUUUAAGCACAAAUUUGACCCACAGCUGUGAGGCAUUUGGGAGCUUUUUUGCGGAGAAAGUCCUGUUGCUCCGCCGUGACCUCCCUGCCAAUUUAGAUACAGUGACUGAACUAGAGGCCCCUCGACUGUCUUUGGGUCCAGUGUUGGACCAUUUCGAUCAGAUACUCCCUGCUGAUGUGGAUAGAUUCCUCCAAGCUGGUAGGCCCACCAUCUGCCUCCUCGAUCCGUGCCCGUCUUGGCUGAUUAGGGCGUGUCCAUAUUUCACACGGACCCCCCUGGUUGAAAUUAUCAUUUGUCCCUUGGCAGGGGGACAUUCCCAGGGGAACUGAAGGAAGCAGUGGUGUGUCCGCUCUUAAAGAAAACUUUACUAGAUCCUUUGUUGUUGUUUAGUCGUUUAGUUGUGUCCGACUCUUCGUGACCCCAUGGACCAGAGCACAAGAUGCUCCUGAACUGUGUGUGUUUAUGUAACUUUGUGUGGUGGUAUGUGCAUUGUUUGUCCUAACACUCUUUGGAUUAUUAUUCAAAAAUAAAUAAAAGUUGUAACUAUU